CUGUAGACGUUUGGAGACAGAUGCCUCUGUGAAACCAGCUAGUAAAGAGUGUGGUCUGCAUAUACAGCCUUGGCCAAAUUUGCUUGACAGAAGUGGGCAUGGGGCUUCUUUCUACCAUCUUGGUUUGGACCCUAGGAGCAAUAGUGAUUAGUCUUCUCUUGCUAAUUAUCUGGACAAUUUAUUACGAUUGCACCCGAACGAGGAUGGCUCCCGAAUUUGACCAUCCAGUGAAGCUACGAGUUGUUCACUGUGCAUUUCUUAUGGCUAUGAUUUUGGGGGAGAUCUUUGAGAUGCUGGGCCUCCGUGGACGCUUUUUUGUCACCCGUUUCUUGAUGGCUCUUUUGAAUCCAAAGAUACAUCCCAGCCUCUCCGUGAAAGACCUGGAUUUUUCUGGGGUACCUGUCAAGGUUUAUCAGCCUAAGGCACCACCUACCAGCAGAAGGAAAGGGUUUGUUUAUUUCCAUGGAGGAGCAGGCGUCGUUGGAACUACUAAGUACUAUCAAGAUAUAUGCAGUAGACUGGCCAAGGGUAGUGAAUCAGUGCUUGUGGCAGUGGGGUAUCGCCUCAGUCCUGAGCACCCCUAUCCUACACAGCAGAAGGACUGCUACACAGCAACGGUGCACUUCAUGCAACAUGCAGAGAACUAUGGGGUGGAUCCCUCCCAGAUCAUCAUUGGCAGGGACAGUGCAGGAGGCAAUUAUGCUGCAGCCAUUGCCCAAAAACUGGUGGGGAGAUCAGACCUCCCCAAGCUACGGGCGCAAGUGUUGAUCUAUGCGGGCCUCCAAGGUAUGGACUUCAACCUACCUUCCUAUCAGCAAAAUGCCACUUUCCCGCUCUUGUACAGGCAUAAUGUUGUUUAUUACGGCCUGCACUACCUGGGAAAGGACAUCUCUCUGAGGGAUGACGUCUUGAAGGGAUCUCAUGUGCCGGAGGCACUGAGGCUGAAAUAUGGGAAGUGGGUGAAUCCUGACAACAUUCCAGAGAGAUUUAAGCGCCGAGGCUACAAGCGAGUCCCUCUUGCUCCUUUUAAGCCUGAAGUGUACAAGGAAUUGUCCGACAUCUUGGAAGUCUCUUUUUCUCCACUUUUUGCCGAAGACUCUGUUAUCCAACAACUCCCGGAGACUUUAAUUGUGAGCUGUGAAUAUGAUGUGUUUCGGGAUGACUCUCUCCUGUACAAGAAACGGCUGGAGGACAAUGGAGUGAAAGUCAGCUGGUUCCAUGCCAAAAAUGGAUUCCAUGGGGUGAUCAACUUCUUUGACUUUCUAUUUUUCACAUUCCCCACUGGGGUACAAAUACUGGACCAUAUUGCAGAGUUUAUCAAGCACUUAUGAGACUUUCCCCCGAAAUAUGUGAGAUGCAAGGGUUGCAACAAAUACGACAUCUAAUGGUGGAAAAUAAGAGUUUAACAUUUCUAGUCUCUUUUAUGGAUAGAGUAGUUGGAAUGCUUUGAACUGCUUUGUUCCAUGGGUCAAACCGACAUUGUGCAAAUACUGUUAUAUAGGCAGCAAAUUCAAAUGUGCUAAGAGUUUGAAACCACAAAAUUGGUGCAAGGUAUAGUAAUGGCUGUUUGGAAGCCAGAGGCCUUGACUCAGUAGGGUUUGUGGCGUGAGAUCUCGUUGGGCAUUUGAGAUAUUUGCUCAAUGUUCCUGACAGAAAAGGGAGCUUGGGUUAAGGUUAGGGUUAGCAAAAGCCACUUCUUCUCUUUUGUGUGUGAACAUUGUUAUAUGUCCUUAGUAUCCCUGCAAAAUUUUAGGACAGUUGAUUCUUAUCGUCAUUCUGAAGAAUCAACCAAGGGUUAGAGUUUGAAGUGUGUUUCCAAAAGGUGUCUCUGGAGGCAAUUUCUCAGUGUGCCUGUAUACUGAAGCCACAUCUGCUCCCCUGUGGCUAAUCUGUUGGAUGGUUGAUUUCUAUGGCUAAUCACGAGUGCAGAAUUGUAUUAUGCGUUAUAUCU
Messenger RNA from Pogona vitticeps (central bearded dragon), 1951 nucleotides. The record is from RefSeq and is a predicted model, not a curated record. Lineage: Eukaryota; Metazoa; Chordata; Lepidosauria; Squamata; Agamidae.